Fundulus heteroclitus (mummichog) is the source of this 3787-nucleotide messenger RNA. RefSeq names its product high mobility group AT-hook 2b. The record is from RefSeq and is a predicted model, not a curated record. Gene Ontology annotation, biological process: regulation of DNA-templated transcription. NCBI's taxonomy places the organism in Eukaryota, Metazoa, Chordata, Actinopteri, Cyprinodontiformes, Fundulidae. The transcript is spliced from 6 exons. Gene Ontology annotation, molecular function: DNA binding; transcription coregulator activity. The coding region runs from base 395 to 742 and encodes 115 amino acids. Gene Ontology annotation, cellular component: chromatin; nucleus.
CAUGCUUUAAUAGAGAAAGUAUGCAAUGCAUACUGCUCUGCUGCAACCCCCCACUAUACUGCAUCUGGGGUAUUCGUGACUGGACGUCUGGGGGGGAUCACACACAUUUCCGAUUAGGAGGGAGAGAAAGAGAGAGAGAGAGAGAGCAAGAGCAAGAGAGGGAGGGAGGGAGUGAGAGUGAGAGAGAGAGAGAGAGAGAGAGGGAGGGAGAUUACCAUUUCACUCCAGCCAAUGAGACAGGCGAAACAGUAAGAUUUUCAUAGUUGUGCAGGAGCACAAAGUGUGCCGAGUGUGUGUGAACUUCCAGGUAAAGCUGCAAACCGACCUAAGCCUCAAGGCCGCUGCUCCAAGCUUUGAUGCCCACACUCUCUAAAGCAGGUGGACAGACGCAGGCAUGAGCGACAGUGGGACCAAAGAGCCAUCUCCUCAGUCGAGCACAGCCCAGUUGCCUGAGGAGCCCCAGCGCAGGGGCAGGGGUCGACCUCGGAAACAGCAGCAGGAGCCUGUUGGACCACCGACCCCAAAGAGACCUAGAGGACGACCAAAAGGCAGCAAGAGCAAAGGCCCCAGAACCACACUGAAGAAAGUAGAGCCUGUUGGGCAGAGGCGACCACGAGGGCGACCGAGAAAAUGGCCCCGGAAAGUCGGUCCAGAAGUGACUGAAGAGCAGCAGGGCCCUUCGGAGGAGGCCGAGGAGGGCCCCUCGUCAUCUCAGGUGCCUGCGCAGGAGGAAUCGGAGUAGAUGGGAUACCUCUCUACCUACCUCAGUGUUUGGCCCUCAAGCAAACAGGGGUACAAUCUGACUCCCUAUCUGUGAUGGGAAAUCAGGAACACACACACUUACACACACUCACACUCAGAAAAGAAAACCCUCGCAGACAGCCGUUUCCUCUCCUGAUCUAAACAGCACCAUGGAUUUGUUGUUGCUUUGAGUAUUUGAUUGUUUGAAAAAGCCUUUUUCAAAAGGCAUGGUUCCAACUUUUGGGAAAAGCAUUUUAAGUGUCAAAGUGGCAGAAAAAAAAAAAAAAAAAAAACAUACUCGUAAGUGUCUUGGUAAGACGCGCGCCAUUGUAUCGCAACAUGACAGCAUGAAUGUGCCUUUUUAAACUAUAGCACAGGUUCUGUAACAUACAGCUCCCUCCACAGUUAUUGGGAAAAUAAAUUUAAAAGCAACAGUAUCCUCAAACUAAAAACAACAACCCUGCAAACCUCCCUUACAACCCUGCUCCCUGUGUGUGAUCACAAGAUACACCUGGGUUACCGUCCACUCGUGUUCGACACAAUUCCAGUGGUUUUAAACUUUUUAAAUGUUAAUUUAAGUGCCUAUUUUCAUACCAUCUCCAUUUGGGGUGAUCAACAUGCCUUAAAUGAUUGGCAUGUGCUCUUGUCUUUCCCAUUUUGAAAGGGUGGCUAAAGGGAUUACUAGUUAAACCUUUCUCAACACUCAACACGCUUAAAAAGUAAGGCAUACAUUAAAAAAAAAACUUAAGUUACAUUAUAGGACUUACAUUGGGUUAUUUUAUUAAAAAUAGUUAUCUUCUGCUAUUCAGUUCUUUUGCCACACUAAAUGUUCUCAGAUUUUAAAGUAGUAUUUUUCUACAUUUUACAUUUUGCCAAUGUCAGAUUUUGCUUCUCUGAAUUUAUUUCUUUACCAUUGGUGCCAACAAAUGUGGAGGGCGCUGUAUAUACGACUAGAGAUGCACCAAUCAAUCAAUCAAUCAAUCAAUCAAUCAGAGAUCAGAAUCACACAAUGUCUGUUUAAUCAGCUCCAACGGGUGGUCAGGAGGUCACAUCUCAAGUUAGAUUUUUUUUUUUUUUUUGGUUGUUUGUUUACUUUCCAUUGAAUGCAUCAGAGCUAAAAGCUCAUCAAUCAUCAAUUUGUACUUUAAUGGACCUUUUUGGAUUCUGAAAAAGAAUCCGAUAAAGGUUGGAGAAGCACAAUGCUUUAGUACAUGACAGCCUGACUUUCUGUUGGAUUCAAAACUGCUACCUCUUUUUUUUUAACUGCUGCAUAUUUCUUUUUCUUUUGUCUUCUUUCGUUAACAAAAUAAUAAUAUCUGGAAUUAGUGAAAAUUUAAAUCAGCUGAUCAGAUCUCAAGGGAAACAAAAAGAAAACCUUUAUCGGCCAGGAAAAGCCUGAUUUGUGCAUCUCUAAAUAUGAGUCCUUUAUACAAUGUCCUAUAUGCUGUAUAUACAAUAUGCGGUAAUUGGGGGUUAAACAUCCCAGCAGCUAAAUGCACCCUAAUCAAGUCACUAAUAGAUGUCUCUGUAGGGUUCUUUGCAAAUCUGCAUCUAGGUGCAUAAUAAAAAAAAAAAAAAAAUGUCAUUCGGUUAAUAAGAAACGGCUAAUUUUUCGAUCUAAUUUGAUCUUUCCCUUUUAAUAUCAGGACCUGAAAAAAAAUGUUUCUCCUUAAAGUGGAACUAUUCCUUUAUUAUGGCAGCUGUCCUGAGCCUCUCGGUGAGACUUUUUUUUUUUUUUUUUUUUUUUUUGCUUCAUGUGUGGGAACGCAUGUCUGUGUGUUUUGUGCUUGUAUGGAGAGAGAGGGAGACACAGAGAGAGGGGGGCAGAAUUAUGUGCUUAACUGAAAAAAAAGGACAAAAGUAACCAAACUGAACCGAGUUUUAGCUUGACAUUCUAACUUGACAUUUUUUUUUUAAAACCAAUGUAACAACAUAAACAUGGCGAGCUGCAUUCAUUCUUGUGAAAGCUGGCAUGAAUGGUUCGAUUUCAAAUUAAAAUAUCCAUUUUUUAGAGAGAAACAAGUGACUAUUUCUAAACUUCGACGCCACGCUUCAGUGGAAGUACACUGACUUAAUCCUUCCAAGCAGAAAGUGACUGAUUUAAGUAAAUACAAAGGUUGAAAUGGAUAUUUCAUUUUGAGACGAUUAAAAAACCAUUCAUAUAUACUUGAGUCAACCACAGUGUUGACAUGUCAUUUUUACCACUCUCAGGAUUUCACUUUUUUUAACAGUGCUCUUACGUCAUUUUUGAAAACCUCAGGUACAUAUCUAUUCAGGAACAUGAUAUCUACUCAGUAAGAGUUGUGGUGCUGUGUUUGUUGUGCGAUUCUGAUCUGUAUUUGACAUUAACAGUAUGCCUUGACUUAAAGACCUCAUGUAAAACCUCAGCCAGCCUCAGCCUUUUGAUCUCUCAUUCUACCUCAGCAACACAAAAAGACAGAAGAUCCUCCUGCAAAGUUAUCCUUCACUCCCUCAGAAGUGAUACUGUAUACGCAAAAACAGACACACACACACACACAGAUGCACACAUGCAUAUGUACCGGCGCAAAUAAACACAACGUUUCAGGGCUACAUGCCAACAAACCAUCAGACACACAAGUAACAAGAGGAUGUUACACUCCAGCAGAGAUGUACAGAUGACGCAUCAAUAUCAUUUCAUUUGAAAAAUAACUGUAUCUGACUUUUUUUUUUCUUUUUUCUUUUUUUACUGAAGUGAGACUCUGAUCUCCUGGGAAUUAAAGUUCAGCCAAUAGUUUACAACAUCUUGAUGAAAUACUUGCCUUUUUAGAGUGUAGUACCUUUAUGAAAACCUGUAUUUUUUUUUUUUUUUGGAAGGGGGCGGGGAUGUUAUUCUUUUUCUUAUUUUAACUACAUCAUGUAUGUUUUUUUCUCUGAUUCUUACACUGUAAAAUGUAUGUGUGACACUCUUUAAUUCAUGGCAGCAAAAUGGCGGCAACGUGCUGAAAUACAUUAGAUGAUGCUGACCUCAACGGCUGCUCGUACUUGACCCCUUUGUGCCACAAUAACAGAACACGAUUGUACUGAA